AUGGAACUGGCUCACCUCGCCAGCUCGUCCGAUGCCCUUGAAGGCCUCUGUGGUAGCGAGGCCGCGUCGCAGAUCGCACAGAACCACUUUGUGCAUCCAGCGGGUUGCCUCCUCUUCCGGCGCAUUUCACUCAUUAACCACUCGUGUGUGCCGAACGCGUCGAUCCGUCUGUGCGACAAUGAGGAAUUUGCCCACGUAAUCGUGGCAUGCGACGUGGCAGCAGAGGAGGAGAUCGUGCUGUGCUACAGCGCCACCGUCCUCUUCGCUGCACGUGAGAUGCGCCAGUCGGAGCUACACUCUCGCUGGGGCUUCACAUGCGAAUGCGCGCGGUGCUCGGGAACUCUCGCCGAGAGCGAGGUGGACACAUGGCGGAUGCUCGAGAACGCCGCACUGUCGGCGCAAAAUGCAAAGCCACGCGGGCCCGUCGUGGAUCCAAGCAUCGUGGCGCAGCAGCACGAGGCGCUGGCCAGGCUGGAGACAUUGCUUCCGCACCUCUGUGAGCUCGAGCGCUUCCGGUUUGAUGCGGCAUACUUUGCCGCAGAGAGGUGCAAUAUGUAG
Emiliania huxleyi CCMP1516 is the source of this 558-nucleotide messenger RNA. RefSeq lists its product as hypothetical. Gene Ontology annotation, molecular function: protein binding. The record is from RefSeq and is a predicted model, not a curated record. The transcript has a single exon. Gene Ontology annotation, cellular component: nucleus. NCBI's taxonomy places the organism in Eukaryota, Haptophyta, Isochrysidales, Noelaerhabdaceae. The coding region runs from base 1 to 558 and encodes 185 amino acids.